AUGGCGAACGCGGGGAGAGGGAAAGGAUCUUCGGGGCGCGAGGGCGAGGGCGAGGGCGACGCGGACGAGACGACGUCGGAGAUCGACGUGCGACGAGGGGCGAGGUACGACGAGAUCACCGAUAAGUGGAUCCCCGAGAAACCUGUGUCGGCGGUGGAGGGGGCGUCUUACGGGAUCGUGGGGUUGAUCGGACUCGCCAUCGCGGCGGCGGCGGUGUGGUUCGGCGUGUCCGAGCUCUUGCUCACGCCCAAGGAACACUUGGUCAUGGACGCGGCGAUGAAUAAGCUUCGGGAGGACGUGCGGGUGAGCGUGGCGUUAGGAACACCAAUGACUUCGUACGGGAGCGAGAGUCGGAACAGAGGGGCGCGUCGGAGCGUGGCGCACAGGGUGGUGCUCGACGAGCGCGGACGCGAGCGGUUACUGGUGCAGUUCUACGCGCGCGGACCGCGAGGGAGCGCGAUCGUUCGGGCCGAAUGCGGGAUCGACGCGGCGACGGGGAAGUGGACAGACUUUACGUAUAUCGUUGCCGACGUCCAGGGAGCGAGUCAGGCGCGCAUCGAAGUUGUAUCGCCGCAGGCCGCCCCGCAGCGUCUCGUCGCUUUGUAG
Messenger RNA from Ostreococcus tauri, 606 nucleotides. Its product is annotated as Mitochondrial import inner membrane translocase subunit Tim21. Gene Ontology annotation, cellular component: TIM23 mitochondrial import inner membrane translocase complex. The transcript has a single exon. Lineage: Eukaryota; Viridiplantae; Chlorophyta; Mamiellophyceae; Mamiellales; Bathycoccaceae. Gene Ontology annotation, biological process: protein import into mitochondrial matrix. The coding region runs from base 1 to 606 and encodes 201 amino acids. The record is from RefSeq and is a predicted model, not a curated record.